CCGAUGCCCAUUCGUGAUCCGGGUUUCAAAACAUUAACAUUGAAAGACGGCAGACGACGAGCCUCGAACAGCGCCUGUUGGACCCUGGCGUCUACGGCUGCACUGGUACAAUCGCCACCGCCUUGCUCGUCUGUCUGCAUCAUCCUCUUGGACUUCUUGGGAAAAGAGACGCGGGUUGUCUGCCGAAGAGAAGUCAGUCAGUCGUUCCUUCCUCGAUCACAAGCCGCAGUGAGGCUGUUUUAUUAGUCAGAACCGAGGGCAGGGUCGGGUAGAGAACCGAAGUGCUGAACUUGAUCGUCCCUUGCUUUGGCUGCUACUACUACCUGCUGCAUUCAGGUUGCUCCCGUCCCGGGGCACUGUCACUUUGACCUGCCGUAGGUUGCCGCUGCCAUCGUCGGUUCACGGCCAGACAGACUAGGGGGAACCUUCACUUGUUAGAAUCAUAUGCAUUCUCAGGCAAUCUUUUACUUUUGACACUCUCCGUUACGGGCAUACAUACAUCUCUACUCGAGGAUUCCCGGUGACAGCUGCCAACCGAAUCAAGAGCUCUCAUCGACAGGACCUCCACAAGACAUCAACCACAGCCAAAGAACAUCACUUGGAGGAUCUACCUCCAGCCGCCAAAAUGCCUAUCAUCAACGGCCAGAAGAUGGCCUGUGCGCCAUGUAUUCGCGGCCAUCGUUCGACAAAAUGCACUCAUGCCUCCGAGCGCGUUAUGGUGCCCGUUAGAAAACCAGGACGGCCCCUAAGCCUUUGCGCUUGUCCAAACCGGCCUCCAAACUGCUCUUGCGGAGGUGGAGGCGUGAAGGUAGCGAUUCCCCGAAAGCAAACGUGCGGAUGUGGUUCUGUUCAUGGUAAUUCCACAGAAGACCAUUCGCCUACGGCCGCUGCCCAAGGCAUCCCGGCGCCUCGCCUUCAUGCCUCUUCAUCAACCCCGGCGCGACCUGGUGCAAGGGUGAGCAAAUCGGGUUCCAUAUCGAAGCCACAUUCUCGGCAUCAGUUGCCGACGUUUGAACUAUACUUAACGAAACUCGGAACACAAAGUCAAAGUAGACCAGCGUCUCAAAGCAGUCCAUCGACCUGUUGUGGUGGUAGUCGUGAUUUACAAGGAUCUCAACUGCGUGUUAAUGGCUCUAUCGCUAUGCCUCAGUCGGGUUACGGACAGUCUUCCGCAAACCCUAUGCAGUUCAACGCUCAACCUGCUUUACAGCUUAAGGAGCAGCAACAACUCCCAACGUCCACAGGCGUGCCCUCUGAUUACCAGACCGUCUUUCGGUAUCCAGAAGAGUAUGGCUCCUGGAACCACCCUCUUGACCCCCAAACCUACCAACAAAUGAUCCACCAAGAGGCCGCUCCCGCACAGGCAGCCCAGCAAGGAGCCGACCUCGGCCUUGGUCUAUUCAUGUCUGGUGCGGGAGGUGAUGGCACUGGCACAAGCCACGAAUGCACUUGCGGUCCUGGCUGUCAAUGCAUCGGAUGUGUCGCACAUCUUUACAACAGUCCAACCAUUCACUAUGUCCAGGACGCUUAUAACCUCAACAUUGCUAGUUUCAUCGGCAGUCCCGCUGGUAGCAGCCAUCACAGCAGUCUGGACUUUGCUGCUACUGUUGGGGUUCAGCAACAGCAACAGCAAAAAUACCAAAUCAGCAGCCCUAUUCGUGGUUCUCGAACCGUCCAACAGCAGCAAUCUCAGCAGCAACUGCCGCCCGACUCGCCAGUCGAGGCCCAGACGCCCAGCGACGCAUCAGGUACCCCUAGUAGCGAAGAACAAAACCUCUCUACGAAGGACUUUUGGUGGGCCACCAUCCCUUUACCUAACUGUGCCGGCGAGUCUCUAUUUUGUCCGUGUGGAGAUGAUUGCGGCUGUGUCGGAUGCGUCAUUCAUGGGAAGGUGGUGCCUUCUUUGCUCGGUGGUGGAGAGGCGUUGGAGCAACAACAGGUGUAUGACGUAGGUCAACAUCAGCAGGUUCCAAGCCAGGGCCACGAGGCUUUGAUGCCCAUGUCGGAUGGAUUACCACAGGGAAUGAUACCUAAUGGCCCUUUGGGUAUGAUUCCCCUCACCCAGCGGAUAGGGGCGGUAGGCAUGAGUGGCUUGAGCGCUCUACACGGUGGGGACAUGAGCAGUGAUAUGAACAACGCGGUGUCUAGUCCUCGCACGCUCCAUGCGCCCUUUGGUAUCGACGAUAUCCUCAGGGCUCCUGCCAGUGGCGGCGGCGGUGGUGGUGGCGGAAGUUGUUGCGGAGGCAGGGGAGCUGGUGGUGGUGGUGGUGGUGGUGGUGGUGGUGGUGGUGCUGGCAGAAGCACAGAGGUGUCCGUCCCUUAGGAGGAGGAGUAGACCAAAUUUGAUUUGCCCAAGCUUUCGACGAAAGAUGGCGAAAAGCCUGAUGAGCCGGUUCGAGGCGGAGAGAAGAGAAAACAAGACAAAACGGAUGAGACAAUAAAAAAACCUAAGUUGGGAAGAUGAACACCUGUUGAAAGUGGACAUAUACGAUUCGCCACACCCGGAUUCGAGAAACAUGGAUCGCAGGUGGUAGCAGGUUAUCGAAAGAGAAGGACGGUAAGCGAGCGGUUGGCACAAGCGUAUACAUAUAUACCCAUAGCUAUUAGCUGGAAAAGGACAAGGCAAGCGAUAACGUAGUACAUAAAUAUAUAAGGCCUUGAUGGCAAUUCCCCUCUCACA
Molecule: messenger RNA, 2680 nt
Organism: Neurospora crassa OR74A
Lineage: Eukaryota; Fungi; Ascomycota; Sordariomycetes; Sordariales; Sordariaceae
Exons: 3
Coding region: 626-2323 (565 amino acids)
Biological process (GO): positive regulation of transcription by RNA polymerase II; intracellular iron ion homeostasis; intracellular copper ion homeostasis
Cellular component (GO): nucleus
Molecular function (GO): copper ion binding; RNA polymerase II cis-regulatory region sequence-specific DNA binding; DNA-binding transcription factor activity, RNA polymerase II-specific
Source: RefSeq, a predicted model, not a curated record